This is a messenger RNA of Triplophysa dalaica, 2136 nucleotides long. It is a transcript of the gene sntb1, whose product is annotated as syntrophin, basic 1. Gene Ontology annotation, molecular function: protein binding; structural molecule activity. Bases 141 to 1679 code for a protein of 512 amino acids. NCBI's taxonomy places the organism in Eukaryota, Metazoa, Chordata, Actinopteri, Cypriniformes, Nemacheilidae. The transcript is spliced from 7 exons. Gene Ontology annotation, cellular component: dystrophin-associated glycoprotein complex; intracellular anatomical structure; synapse. The record is from RefSeq and is a predicted model, not a curated record.
UUGCUCCACCCAAAGAGGAUAUGCACGGGGAGCUUAGAAAGGCUGAAACAAUUCAACCUGAAGCACAACUUUCCCCUGUACGAGGGUAAAGUCCUGUGCUCGUGUAUGAAAUCACAUGGCAUUUUAAGAAUGCUUCAAAGAUGGCGGUAGCAUCGGCGCUUUGCGGGAACAGAGCGCAGAGAAGCGCGUGUGUGGAGGUGCUGGUGCGGGAGCGAUGGCACGCGGUGUUCGCGAGUUUAAGCGACGAGUCUCUGACGCUCAGCUGCGAGGAUCCCUCCGGAGAGCCCGACGUUAACCUAAACGGCAUCACCACUAACGGCUCUUACGAUCACCCGGACAGUCCCAGGAGUCCGUACGCGGAUUCCCAAGUGCCCGAAGCGAUCGCGAACCGAAAAAGAUGCGUCAAAGUGGCCAAACAGGAGGUCGGAGGACUGGGUAUCAGUAUUAAAGGUGGGAAGGAGAAUAAGAUGCCCAUUCUUAUUAGUAAGAUCUUUAAGGGUCUGGCUGCGGAUCAAACGCAAGCGCUUUACGUCGGAGACGCGAUCCUGUCCGUUAACGCGAUCAAUCUGCGGGACGCCACGCACGACGAGGCGGUGCAGGUGCUGAAGAAAGCAGGCAGAGAAGUUGCGCUGGAAGUUAAGUAUAUGCGGGAAGCCACCCCAUAUGUGAAAAAAGGGUCACCGGUGUCUGAGAUUGGCUGGGAGACCCCUCCGCCUGAGUCACCACGUCUUGGCAGCCCUCACUCUGAAACUCCCAACCCCCUCUCGCUAUCGAUACAGGGCGACCGCCGAUACAUCUCCCUCAAAAUGUGCUACAUCAGCCGCAGCAUGACUGUCCCUGACCCAGAAAACAGACAGCUGGAGCUGCACUCCCCUGAUGCAAAGCAUACAAUUGUCAUGCGUUUUAAAGACACGUCUUCAACCCAGACCUGGUUUACCCUGAUGCAGUCAACCAUCACAAACCUCAUCAGCAAAGUCAUCGGAGAAGUUGGAGAACACGCGGGUCGGCACGGCAUUGCCGGCAGCAGAGAUAUCCGGCACCUCGGUUGGCUGGCGGAAAAGUCUGAAAGCGAGAGGCAGCGCUGGAAGCAGGUGCUUGUUGUGUUGACGGAGAAAGACCUGCUGUUGUUUGACAGUAUGCCACGGAUGAGAGAGCACUGGCUCAGCCCCACACACGCCUACCCUCUGCUCGCCACACGGCUGGUUCACUCUGGCCCAGAUAAAGGUUCACCGCAGCCUGGCAGCGAGUUAUCCUUUGCCACACGGACUGGAACCAGAUUGGGUAUCGAAACCCACCUCUUCAGGGCGGAGACCUGCAAAGAUCUCUCACUAUGGACCAGACACAUUGUCAGUGGCUGCCAUGCAUCUGCUGAGAUGAUCAAAGAGGUCACUACCAGUUGUAUGUAUCAAGGUCAGGACUGUCGGCUGGUUAUUCACUAUGAACGGGGGUUUUCAGUAAUAGCUGAUAGAGAUGAAUGCUCUCUGGCUCAACCACUGUUUAGCUACCCCUUUGAAAAUCUGAAGAUGUCUGCAGACGAUGGCGUGCGGAUCCUGUAUUUGGAUUUCGGGGGAAACGAAGGGGAAAUUCAACUGGACCUGCACUCCUGUCCCAAACCUAUUGUCUUUAUCCUUCACUCCUUCCUGUCUGCCAAGAUUGCACGGCUUGGAUUGGUAGCUUGAGAUCAAACUCUUAUAGUCCGAAACAAUGAUGCGAUUAUCCAAGCAUGGAGAUGGGAGAACUGGGACAUGAUGGAGCUCACUCGACUCAAAGAGGGAAAAGACGCCGUAGUACAUCAGACCUCUGAAUGAUUUUAUUUACACUUGAGUAAUGAUAAACUGUGUAAUUUUCAGAAAAAUUAUUAUAGUGAAAUGAUUUCACAUCAACUGAUUUUCUAAGAAUGAAUCAAGUUAUGUAAUGAACACUAACUUGUGAUUGGACCUGAAACAAUACUGAAUGUAUUGUCCAAUACAUGCUACAUCCUUGACGGCAAAGUAUUGAGCACUUAUUAAACCUUUAACAUUAAUGUAAUGUUGAGAAGGAAGGAACAUGUGUGUAUGACAGCUUUUUGUGUAUUUACAUCUGUCUGGCAGCUAUUGUGGAUUAAAGAAAGGCUAGUUUUUAAACUCUAUUAAUGCA